Blepharisma stoltei is the source of this 954-nucleotide messenger RNA. The record is from the annotation of a GenBank genome assembly. NCBI's taxonomy places the organism in Eukaryota, Ciliophora, Heterotrichea, Heterotrichida, Blepharismidae.
AUGUUUAGCCUUAUAAACUUUUUACCAUUAUUUUGCAAUAUAAAUCAACAUCUAAUGGGUUGCUUUAGAUGCUUCAGCCUUUUCAGAUGGGAAAAACUAUGCCUUAUCAACUUUAUUUUCUUUCCGAUUUUUAUUAUAGGAAUUUGUGUGUGAUCUGGGAUUUUCUUCGGUAUUUAUUUGCCAUUGCUUAAAAGAGACUACAAAGAAGGCAUAUGCACAAUAAACGAAGCUGACUUAUUUUCUUUCAAUGAUACCAUUUAUUAUUAUAGCUAUAGCGUAUCUGUAAAUAUAAGCAACAUUCUAUAUCCAGCUUAUGGAUGCAGUACUACUUAUGCAGAGUACUCCAUUUCCAAUGGAUGAGCUGCUGGAUCAUAUCCUUACCAAUAUGCUGAUUGCAGUGCAGACCUUGUUGUAGCUCAUAAUAAACCUUGCUUUCAUGAUCAGCUAUUUCAACCUCUCUGGACUUGUCGUGAUGCAAGUGCUGUAUACUUUAAACUUGCAACUGUUCCUUGUAAAUGAUGACUUGCGAAUGAUGCUGGAUCCGAAACUGAGCCAUCUAAAAUAAAAAAUCUCAAAUACCCUUCCUAUGGAAAAGCUUGAAUAGAAGUGAUUUUCACGGAUAAAGUCUACAUACCCAAAAUUGAUUAUAUGGUUCUUUGAAUUGCUCCUUUCUGAAUGCUAACUUGUGGAUCUUUUGUAACUCUUGCAUGGUAUAAUUGUGGAAUUUAUUUUGUGGGAUAUAGACAUGAAUUUAUAAGAGAUAUUGUUUAUUAUUAUAUGAAAUAUAUAAGACGAAACAAACAUAUUAGAAAAAUUUAUAGGCCUCCACAUAUUGGGGUUGUUGAGAAUGAUAGAGAAGUUUCAACAAAUAUUUUUUUAAUGUCAAUUCUUCAUAGCAAAAAAAUGUCAAAAUUUCCUAAAGUAUUGAUAAGAAAAACGGUUAAAUAUUUUUAA